CAUUUACAGAGCCACUUCAAUCCACUCAGGAGGUCUAGCUGAGAAAGUGGGUGUGGUGUGAGAACAUCACCAGCUUUUAGGUUUUCAGACAUCUGCAUGAUUCCUUCCUUUGUGGUGUGAGAGCCUCGCUAUACAGUUGUAUACACAUUGUGGGUAUCUGAUUCUUCCAGUGCGGAUGUGUGUGUGCCUGCGCGUCGCAGUGGCACUGAGCUGAACCUCGGAGCGAUGGCGCGCUGCGCGUUCUGGAGCGCUCUGUGUCUCUUCUUCAUAUCCUCCGCUGGACUUUGUUUCGGUACCGGUUUCAUCUACCCGUUCCCUGGACUCACACUGCAGCAUGUGAGCUCAGAACAAAGCGUCGCUGGACCCCCGGCUGCAGGCAUCAGCUCUCAGCGCAGGAACUGGUGCCAGUACACGGUAUCGAAGACGGUUACAUGCCAGGUGCAUAACGGCACAGAGACGACGGUGCAGAGGGUGUACCAAGGCUGUCGAUGGCCAGGACACUGCUCCAAAGUCAUCAGUUACAGGACUCUGAUUAGGCCUUCGUAUAAGGUGGCCUACCGACAGGUGACGGCGCUCGAAUGGAGGUGCUGUCCCGGCUUCCUGGGAAGUGACUGCAGUGUAGAAUGUAUGAACUGUACGGGUUACAAUGAUCUGAACAAUCGCCUGAACAACCUUGAGAGUAAGAUCAAGUUGUUACAGGAGGCUGAACCUCGUCCUCCAUCUAUCAAUACUCUGCUGGAGAGAUCAACAGACAACGAGGUAGAAACCCCAGAGCCCACCCCCAGGGGACCCCCACCUUUUUGGCAACCAGGGACAAGAGGCCCUCCAGGGCCCAUAGGACCACCUGGUUUACCUGGUUCAUCGGGACCUCCCGGACCUGCAGGAGAGACAGGUUCUCCAGGCCGACCGGGACCCACAGGCCCAAAGGGAGAAAGAGGCUUUCCAGGUGAAAUUGGUCUUCCAGGUCCUCCAGGACAACCUGGACUGCCCAACUCUAUUCCUCUACGCGGGGAUGUAUUUCAGGGACUCAGUCCAGAUGAAACAGCAGGUCGUAUAGGACCACCAGGCCCACCCGGACCUUCGGGCCCCCCAGGUCCUGCUGGAGCUCCUGGCAUUCCAGGUUUACCUGGACAAGAUGCACCAAGGGGUCUCCCUGGAAAAGCUGGAGAACCAGGUCUUAAAGGAGACCGAGGGGAAAGGGGACCUCCAGGAUUUAUCGGGGAGCAAGGCAUGGCUGGCCUAAUGGGAGCCAAGGGGCAGAAAGGCGAGCCAGGAGAGUACCUACCUGACGGUGAAGGAGUUCAGCAGCUGAGAGAAGCUCUGAAGAUCCUGGCUGAGCGAGUGCUCAUUCUGGAGCACAUGAUUGGCAUCCACGAGAACCCAGCAGAAGCCGGCUCUGGACUAGACGGCCUGUCAGAUGUUCUCGGUCUACCAGCAGUGAAGAUCAAACGGGCAGAAUCAGUGCAGCUUCGCUCUUCUUCUCUCCACUCCAUCCAGCAAAAGAGGCGGAGUGUUUGACACAUACACUAGUGAUUUUGUGGAUCUGUCAUUCAUUGCUGUUAAUACGUAAUUAAUCUAGUGGAAGCCUGAGCAAACAGCACUAUUAAGAACUCUUCAUCAUCAUUCAUAAGGAAAUUGUUUUUGCUGUACAGUUUUCACAAGGAAACGUAUGAAUCCUAUUUUUAUUUUUAUUUUUUCUCUUUUAAUAAGACAUGAGAGUGUUUUUUUAUGUGUGUACGUGUGUAUACUUUGUAAGUUCUGAUGUGUCUAGUUUAUGGACUACGCUGCAACCUGUCAUCUCGCUGUCUCUGCACGCCGCUCGUUCUUACUCAUACCCGGUAAACACACACUUGUAGACAGGCCCUCACUACACCUGGUGAUGUCUCGUCGGCGUCCUUCGGGCUUGUUCUCAGUUCGUGAGCUCGUUAAGGCUGUAGUGAGUCGGGGAAGGAACAGAUGAGGCUCCUGCCUGCUAGGCAGCUCCAAAUAAAACAUUGUUAAAUGAGAAACAUCUGGAUCAGGCUUGAAAAAACAAAACAAAACAAAACAAAAAAAAAAAAACAACCCCAGCCACCUAUUGUUUUGGUUCUGCAGUUCUGAAAACAGCUUGUUUGGAUUUGGUAGGAUGUUUACUGUCAGCUAAAUUGCAACCGUGGCUUUGAUUCCCCGUGGUCUUGGCUUUCUCUGUGCUUCUUAUCUGUUUUCUACAGUAUUAUUGGUCUCACCCUACUGUGUGAGUGAGUGUAACAAACAUAUCAGUUGGACUGCAGCUUUCCUUCUCUGCCAUCGCACACCUUCUUUUCUAGCGAGUAUGUUUUACUGAGAGUACAGCUGGCUCUGUAGAAGGGAAAUUAAUAGGGUACUUACUCUAAGAUAACGAAACAUGUCUCUGUGACUCGGUGCUCUGCUGUAAUGGGAUCGCCCUAUUUAUAAGCCAAUUGUUUUCAAAAGCCGCUUUCCCAGAUAACAUUUGUCUCACUCAUUUACGCUCCAUUAGCAUUGAGAAAGAUUACAGUGUAUAUUGACUUCCGAGCAUUAGGACCCCAUUUCCAAUCAUUUAUUUUAUGACUUAUGGUCAUUUUAGCUUAGAUGUUGUGUAUUUGAAUUAUUGGUUUACUUUGACUGUAGCCUGUAGGAUUUUACCAUAAGUUGACCUCUUUCUUACAUCAGCAGCUGAGUAGCGGUGGUACACUGCUGGUUCAGUAUAAUAAAAAAAAAAAUUAUAAUAAUUAACCAGAUUGAUCUCGUACAAUAAUUAACAGCAGUGUUAAUAAUAUUUAACAAUAAAGUAUGACAUGACUUAUUUUGACUUUGUACUGUACUGGAGACUUGGUGUCAUGGCUGUUAUUAUGAUAUAUUCUGCCUUGUAUUCAGCCAAUAUUUACUAUUUUUGCACUCUGAUGUCAGGUUGAUAUGGCAAUGACACAGCAAGUAAAAACUGAACUGAAGGUUGUUUGUUGGGGUUCCAUUGUAAAUUGGUGCACACAAAAAUUGUAAUGCCAUUUAAUAAAAGAUUGAAGAUGUA
Molecule: messenger RNA, 3025 nt
Organism: Ictalurus punctatus (channel catfish)
Lineage: Eukaryota; Metazoa; Chordata; Actinopteri; Siluriformes; Ictaluridae
Gene: col26a1
Product: collagen alpha-1(XXVI) chain
Exons: 14
Coding region: 226-1518 (430 amino acids)
Molecular function (GO): protein binding
Source: RefSeq, a predicted model, not a curated record